This is a messenger RNA of Tupaia belangeri chinensis (Chinese tree shrew), 2778 nucleotides long. It is a transcript of the gene MARS2, whose product is annotated as methionyl-tRNA synthetase 2, mitochondrial. Gene Ontology annotation, molecular function: ATP binding; methionine-tRNA ligase activity. The transcript has a single exon. Lineage: Eukaryota; Metazoa; Chordata; Mammalia; Scandentia; Tupaiidae. Gene Ontology annotation, biological process: methionyl-tRNA aminoacylation. The record is from RefSeq and is a predicted model, not a curated record. Bases 53 to 1834 code for a protein of 593 amino acids.
CUCACACGGGCGUCCUGAACGCCGCCUCUGCCGGCUGGGGUCGGUCCGCACCAUGCUGCGUGUGUGUGUCCUGAGGCUGCUAGGACGCGCGGGGACCGGCAGGGUCUCUCUCCUGGAGGACUCUCGCCCACGCCACUACUGUUCGGACUCUCCCGGUAACCGCGACCUUGCCGGCGAUGGGCGCGCCUACUUCACCACACCCAUUUUCUACGUGAACGCGGCGCCGCACAUCGGGCACCUGUACUCCGCGCUGCUGGCGGAUGCCCUGUGCCGUCACCGUCGUCUCCUGGUUCCCCCGGCCGCCGCCACGCGAUUCUCCCCCGGUACGGAUGAGCAUGGCCUGAAGAUUCAGCAGGCGGCAGCCACUGCGGGCCUGACCCCGACCGAACUGUGUGACCGAGUCUCUGCCCAGUUCCAGCAGCUUUUUCAGAAGGCUGGCAUCUCGUCCACCGACUUCAUCCGUACCACGGAGGCCCGGCACCGUUUGGCUGUGCAGCAUUUCUGGGGUGUGCUGAAGGCUCAGGGUCUGCUCUACAAGGGGCUCUAUGAAGGUUGGUAUUGUGCCUCUGAUGAGUGCUUCCUGCCUGAGACCAAGGUCGCCUGGCAGCCGGGUCCUUCGGGGGAUUCGUGUCCGGUAUCUCUUGAGAGUGGGCAUCCCGUUUCCUGGACUAAAGAAGAAAACUAUAUUUUCAGGCUUUCUGAGUUCCGGAAGCCACUCCAGCGGUGGUUGUGGGGCAACCCUCAGGCUAUCACUCCCGAGCCUUUCCAGCAUGCAGUUCUUCAGUGGCUGGAGGAGGACCUGCCCGAUCUGUCCGUGUCUCGCAGGAGCAGCCACUUGCACUGGGGUAUUCCGGUGCCUGGGGACGAUUCGCAGACCAUCUACGUGUGGCUGGAUGCCCUGGUUAACUACCUCACUGUAAUUGGCUAUCCAAAUUCUGAAUUUAAGUCUUGGUGGCCAGCCACCUCUCAUAUCAUAGGUAAGGACAUUCUCAAAUUCCAUGCCAUCUAUUGGCCUGCCCUCCUCCUAGGGGCCGGCAUGAGCCCGCCACACCGCAUUUAUGUCCACUCCCACUGGACUGUAAGUGGCCAAAAGAUGUCCAAGAGCCUGGGCAACGUGGUGGAUCCCAGAACUUGCCUUGACCGCUAUACUGUGGAUGGUUUCCGUUACUUUCUUCUUCGGCAGGGAGUCCCCAACUGGGACUGUGACUACUACGAUGAAAAAGUGGUUAAGUUGCUGGACUCCGAACUGGCAGAUGCCUUGGGAGGUCUCUUGAACCGAUGCACUGCCAACAAAAUAAAUCCUUCGGGUACCUACCCGGCCUUCUGUACUACCUGCUUCCCCAGUGAGCCAGGGUUGGUGGGGCCAUCAGUUCGUGCUCAGACAGAGGACUAUGCUUUGGUGAGCGCGGUGACCACAUUGCCCAAGCAAGUAGCAGACCACUAUGAUAAUUUUCAGAUCUAUAAGGCUCUGGAGGCAGUGUCUACCUGUGUUCGGCAAACUAAUGGUUUUGUCCAAAGGCAUGCACCAUGGAAGUUGAACUGGGAGAGCCCAGUGGAUGCUCCCUGGUUGGGUACUGUGCUUCAUGUGGCUUUGGAAUGUUUGCGAGUCUUUGGAACUUUGCUCCAGCCUGUCACUCCAAACCUAGCUGAUAAGCUACUGUCUAGGCUUGGGGUUUCUGCCAGAGAAAGGAGUAUUGGAGAGCUACAUUUCUUGCCUAGGUUCUAUGGACAUCCAUGCCCUUUUGAAGGGAGGAGGCUGGGACCUGAAACUGGGCUUUUGUUUCCAAGACUGGAUCAAUCCAAGACUUGGCUGGUGAAAGCCCACCGGACCUAAACACUUUCUAUUGGCUUUUUCUUUUUCUUUUUUUUUUUAAGUGAAUGUGAUAUUUUCUUAUUUUCCAUUUUCAGGGAAGUUAUACUAGUGUUUUGUAACAUAUUGCAUCAAAAUGAGUACCUAAGCUGUGUCACUGUGAGAAGAGGUUUGUAGCCAUUCAAGACUACCUGCUAGUCUUUUCUUUGUCCAUUAACCACUGUCGUUUUUGCACCAUUGUGUCUAAGAUGUUGUGUCAGAGGAAAAGAUAUUGAAGAGACAGUAUUACUGGUAACAGUUUUUCAUUGUACCUCCUUCCAAACCAGUUAUUUGCCCAAAUUACCUCCUAGCUUGUUUUAUAUUGACUUGGCCUCUGUUGCUCUAAUUAGUCCAGCGACUCUUUUUAUUGAGGGUUGGAAGCUCCCUACUUCAGUUUUAGUGUACCCCUGCUUUGUUAUGCAUGCUGGAUUUCCUGUUAAAAAGAGAUUUUUAAAAUUAAACCCUUAAAAGCCAGUGUCCUAGAUCAGAUGAAUUUUUUAAGGGUGGAGAAAUCAGAAAUUGUUUGUGGGACUCCAUCAUAUCUAGGGGUUUUGUUUUCUGUUUUUCUGUUUAUUUCUUUUGAGGGAGAGUAUAUGGGGGGAGAGGAGGGGGUGGAGGGAGAGAGAGAGAGAGAGCGAACGAGCAAGUGAACAGGCACCCCCAGAAAGAGGAAACCCCAUGUUCAUCCUCACUCUUUGAAUUCCCACAAGGGCUCCCUAGUUCAUUAAUAGCCCAGCAGUUGUACUCUGUAGCUUUAUACUUCAACCAGUAGAUGGCUCUAGUCUCACACAUUUAGUCACUGAAGAUCCAGGUUUCAGCAUAUUUAGAAUAAAUUAGUUUUCUAAUUUUGCAGAUCUUUACAUUUUUAUAGCUGUUCUUAAAAAAAGGGAUAAAACUAUGGGGCCAACAGGUAGGUUAGGGUGCUAGAC